AUGUGAAGCCAGCAACUUCCUCAUGCGAGUUUACAGCUGACUUCUCCGGAUUAGUGGAGCUCUUCUUCACAUCACAGAAUGGAGAUACUUCGCUUUAUAUGAAAGGACGGCACUUCUUUAGAAAAUUAACAAGGACUAAAGAGAAACUGAAAUCUCGAUUGAUCUUGGCUUUUAUAUUAAAGGAAAAUGGGAUGUGUUAAAUCGAAAGAUGACCAUGAAUCCAGCGGUAACAAGAGCUCAAAAACAGAUCCAGUACGUAAAUCUCCUCAAGCUCAUUAUGUGAAAGAUCCCACAUCUGGUAAUAAGACACCUUCUGGCAGCUUACCAAACUCUGGAAAAGACAGUUAUGACAAUGUAGUUAUCACUCUCUAUGACUAUGAAGGCAUUCAUGAAGGGGACUUGAGUUUUAAGAAGGGUGAGAAGUUGAAAGUCUUAGAAGAGACAGGAGAAUGGUGGCGUGCAAAGUCUAUCGCAUCAGGAAAAGAAGGCUACAUUCCCAGUAAUUAUGUGGCAAAAUGCAAUUCCCUGGAGACUGAAGAGUGGUUCUUUAAGGGCGUUAGCCGCAAAGAUGCGGAAAGACAGCUUCUUGCACCUGGAAAUGUGGUUGGCUCUUUCAUGAUCAGGGACAGUGAAACAACAAAAGGUAGCUAUUCACUUUCCGUGAGAGACUGCGACCAGCAAACAGGGGACACUGUCAAGCAUUACAAAAUCCGAACUUUGGAUAAUGGAGGCUUCUACAUAUCUCCAAGAGUAACAUUCCCUACCCUGCAGGACCUUGUUGCCCACUACAAGAAGCAAGGGGAUGGCCUGUGUCAGUCACUGACCACACCAUGUAUCAACCCUAAGCCUCAAAAGCCAUGGGAGAAGGAUGCUUGGGAAAUCCCAAGGGAGUCAUUAAAACUGGAAAAGAGACUUGGUGCUGGACAGUUUGGAGAGGUGUGGAUGGCCACAUACAACAAGCACACAAAGGUGGCUGUAAAGACCAUGAAACCUGGAAGCAUGUCAGUUGAGGCUUUUCUGGCAGAGGCAAAUCUCAUGAAGUCCCUGCAGCAUGACAAGCUUGUGAGACUCAAUGCUGUUGUCACCAAGGAGGAGCCAAUUUAUAUCAUCACAGAAUUCAUGGAGAAAGGAAGUUUGCUAGAUUUUUUGAAAAGUGAUGAAGGAAAUCGACAGAAAUUGCCAAAGCUGAUUGAUUUCUCAGCUCAGGUUGCAGAAGGAAUGGCAUUUAUUGAACAAAGGAACUAUAUCCAUAGAGAUCUGAGAGCUGCCAAUAUCCUGGUAUCCAAGACGCUGGUCUGCAAGAUAGCUGAUUUUGGACUUGCCCGCAUCAUUGAAGACAAUGAGUACACAGCACGAGAAGGUGCCAAGUUUCCCAUAAAAUGGACAGCUCCAGAAGCCAUUAACUAUGGGUCUUUCACAAUUAAGUCUGAUGUGUGGUCCUUUGGAAUCCUGCUAACUGAGAUUGUCACUCACGGAAGAACUCCAUAUCCUGGAAUGUCCAACCCAGAAGUAAUCCGCUCCUUGGAACGCGGCUACCGAAUGCCACGCCCAGAGCCCUGCCCCAAUGAGCUCUAUGAAAUCAUGCUCAAGUGCUGGAAAGACAAGCCAGAUGAUCGGCCAACAUUCGAAUACCUCCAAAGCACGCUUGAUGAUUUUUUCACUGCAACUGAAGGCCAGUACCAACAGCAACCAUAAAAACAGAGGAAACUGGAUAGAAAUUAGGAAAAUCCCUACCAGCUUAUUUAGGUUUAUUUUUCUUUGACAAGAGGCAACUUUUUUGUUUAAAAAAAUUCAGUUUGUUCUUGUUGCUGUUACACUGUGGAUGAAGUGAUUCAGCAUAAAAGUAAUUUAUUUUUAGAUGCUCUUUAUAUUUCAGGUAUACCGUGACAUAACAUACAGUACCUGUUGAAGACAGAUAUACUGAUAAAAACAGGUUCUUUUUGACCUGCACUUUGGAAUUUCUUUUUAACUUUCGCUUUGUGUGUGAAAUGUGAUGGACUAUUAAUCUCAUGGUAAAAAUAAUGUAUGAAAAAACAUCUUCUUAGAUGUACUUUUAAAUCCUUUGCCUCAUGUAGGCUUUGAUUUAACUCUUUUGCUUUUGCUCUCUCUUACUGGAUUACCAACUUCCUCAAACAUCCAGAGAAAAAGAAAUCCAAAAUAUUUUAAAGCAUGAGAGGAUAACAACUGUGAGCUAUUAUUAUUGCAAAGGUCUUUCAGAUCUGCAAUGUAAUUCAUGAGAAAUAUAAAACACAACUUAUUUAUUUGUUUGUUUUUAACUAAGGUUUGCAUUUAGAAUUAUACCCUGAUUGGGUAAAACAUGGCUUGGUUAAAUAGAGUCUACAAGUGUGUGACAGGGUUCUUGCCCUGCACAAUAUAAGAUUUUGAACUGAGAUAUGUUUUUAUUCCUUCCUGUUAAAGUGUGAUUUGUAAUAGUGUUUUUACAAUUAUCAUUUUUUCACCUGUGACUGUGUAAAUGUAUAUGUGAUGCAAUUAUAAAUGAGGUCUCAUUUAAUAGGCUUUGUGUAAAGAAGCUGUAUUCUGCCCAUAUUUGUAAAUAAAUAUCCAUAUAAUCAA
Messenger RNA from Erpetoichthys calabaricus (reedfish), 2574 nucleotides. It is a transcript of the gene hck, whose product is annotated as HCK proto-oncogene, Src family tyrosine kinase. The transcript is spliced from 13 exons. Bases 187 to 1695 code for a protein of 502 amino acids. Gene Ontology annotation, cellular component: extrinsic component of cytoplasmic side of plasma membrane. Gene Ontology annotation, biological process: innate immune response; protein phosphorylation; cell differentiation. Gene Ontology annotation, molecular function: signaling receptor binding; non-membrane spanning protein tyrosine kinase activity; ATP binding. The record is from RefSeq and is a predicted model, not a curated record. Lineage: Eukaryota; Metazoa; Chordata; Cladistia; Polypteriformes; Polypteridae.